Molecule: messenger RNA, 548 nt
Organism: Hordeum vulgare subsp. vulgare (domesticated barley)
Lineage: Eukaryota; Viridiplantae; Streptophyta; Magnoliopsida; Poales; Poaceae
Exons: 1
Coding region: 79-354 (91 amino acids)
Source: RefSeq, a predicted model, not a curated record
CACAACAUUCCGCAGCACAACUCGGGUCCUACAACACACAAACCCAAGCACAUAGAUAGACAACAUCGACCGAUCGGCAUGGCGCACUUCCAGGAGGUGGAUUACUGCUCGGAGGAGGUGAGGGCGGUGGGCAACCCGGCCCGCCGCGGCGGCGGCGUGCAGGAGCACAUCGUCAAGGAGACGUUCGUGCAGGAGUUCGACACCGCCGGCCGCCACCACGGCCACCACGGCCACCACGGCCGCGGCUCCGGCCACUUCGAGGUGCGCGAGAGCAGGCUCGAGGAGGACAUCAACACCCGCACCGGCGAGUUCCACGAGCGCAAGGAGAACUUCGUCAUCAGGGCCGAUGACUAGGCGUACGUUGUGCUGGUCACACGUACCCAGCAUACUACGAUGUGUAUGCAUGUAAGCAUGUGUGAUGCUGCGCACGGUCGUAUAGCGUAUGCAGGCGUGCGUGUUUGGCGGCUAUCAGCUCCUGUCGUGCGCGCGUGCAUCGCUUCAAUAAGCGCUGAUCGUGAACUAGAAUAAAGCUUCUCGUGAUUGGUAUU